This is a messenger RNA of Spodoptera littoralis (African cotton leafworm), 396 nucleotides long. The record is from the annotation of a GenBank genome assembly. Lineage: Eukaryota; Metazoa; Arthropoda; Insecta; Lepidoptera; Noctuidae.
AUGGGGAUGACUCCAACCGCAGAAAGCCGACCGAAAACACAGAAGAGUAUUUUAAAUAGUAGGUUCUUUAUUUACUUAAACCUAAUCAUUAACAGUAAAUCAUGCACUAGCAAUAAUAGUUUGUUUUUAAUGUUGAGACCGAAGUCUGAAGUCGUUGAACUCGUUAUCCAUAUGUAUUUUAGUGAUUUCUUGACCAUUCACAACCUCCUCAUCUUUUCUUUUCUUUUUAGUCCGGAUAGCCUUAAUCAAAAUCACGAAUGCCACACGAUUGGAUAUGGAAAACGAAAUCUCACCAUCGAUUCAUUUUCGAUUUUAGGAAACAAGAAACGUACACACCUGUUUCCUAAACAGUUAUCCAACACCACGAAAAAAGGUACCUUCCCACCUACAUUUUGA